Messenger RNA from Dreissena polymorpha, 2152 nucleotides. Its product is annotated as F-box/LRR-repeat protein 21-like. Gene Ontology annotation, molecular function: protein binding. The transcript is spliced from 3 exons. Lineage: Eukaryota; Metazoa; Mollusca; Bivalvia; Myida; Dreissenidae. The record is from RefSeq and is a predicted model, not a curated record. The coding region runs from base 148 to 1557 and encodes 469 amino acids.
AUUUACACAUGUAUUUGAACUAGUAUAAUGUAACCUAAAGGAAAUUUGUGUUAGUUGUUCAUAACCUCAGAAAAAAUGCGUUAUUUACAGCUUUGUCAUUUCUAUUUUUAGAUUGUAAACCAAAGACGUUAUUAGGCCUACCUGAAAAUGGCAGACGGAACGGACGUCAUGGCUGACUUUAGCACGUUACCUGACGUAGUGUGGGUGCGGAUACUGCAGUAUUUGCUCCUCCGUGACCGGCAGGAAGUCGCGAGCACCUGCCACUUGCUGCACGACGCAUUUAAUCACCCGUCGCUAUGGAGAAGACAGGUUUUGACGUUCAUUGGUGACAAAGAUAACUCAAGCAGAAAAGGAAUUCCAGUGUAUCCUGCCAGGCACAAUAUGGAGCUAACGAAACAAUUUGGGCAGUAUUUUCAGGAUCUGACGAUUCGCGUUAUUAGUCAUUUUAGAACAAUGAAUUCUGACCUGAGGGAAUUAUUAGUCCAAGUAGCCGAGAAUUGUCGUCUGGAAUCGUUAACACUGGACAUAGGCAAGCAGACGUCACAAUUUCAUAAACGUUACGGGUUUCCUCCGGACCCAAACGCGAUUGCAACAUUGGAGACAUUUGUGAAAACCGCGUUCCGAAUGAAGCAUCUCGCUAUCAUGUCUUGGCCUAUGUUUAAGGAUAAAAACGAAAGUUUAUUCAUGGCUCUAAAAUCAAACGAAAAGCUAAGGGACAAUCUGGAAUCUAUGACGCUCUUUUGGUUAGAUGGCGCGGAAUGGUCAGAAAGAGAACCUCUACUUCUGUCCGCAGACGACACUGUCGAUCUGGUAAGACAUUUCCCGUAUCUCACGUGCCUUGGCCUCAGGUCACCGAUGGUCAAUAAUGGCCUCCUGGAAAUGCUCGCCGAAACUUCGCGCGCAAAACUGAGGACACUGAAACUUGUUAUCCACUAUCUGUGGCAGAAACGAAACUUUGCUGUUCCGCAGAUAGAACAAAAAUCAUGGACAGCUCUUUUAAACAGAAAUCCGGACUUCAGAGUAGAAGUGACCGUGUUUUUGGCAACCCCUACAAUGGAGUUAGCCAGCAUGCUUACACCGGAAGCGCCCGUUUCGUACUUCCGUUUUAUGAAGUACUCGAAGCUGGAGUCAUCAUCAUUGGUCAAGAUCUAUACCCAGUACAGCGGUACACUAACAACCUUUCAUAGUCUGUGCGACUCGUACGAAAUGGACUCUGAGCUGAUCCUAUUGUGUGAAAAAUGCGAGCUUCUGACCGAUCUGAUUUACCAUGGUGAAAUAUACGUGAACACCGUUAAAUGCAUUUCGAAGUCACGCGGUAGGAAAUGGAAACGAUUCGAACUGAAAGAUUCGAGCAUAAAAAUACACACCGAAUUUGAUAACAUAGACAACGAUUUGGUUCUGCAGCGAAACGAGCAAGGUGAGCUGAUCCAGUUACGUUUUCAGCGGUUUCUGGCUACAGACGACGAACAGCUGCGGACGAUGAGAGAGGAAGUGUCGUCUGCAAUUGGGGAACCAUGGAAACCAACUAUCACACCUUCCAACUAUCUGCCUGUUUAAUAAGGGAGUUGGCUUACGGAGCGGGAGGUCGAAAGUUAGAGCCCCACACAAGGCACGCUCUGACAUGACCUGGUUGCUUAGCCAACAGUACUCGAAUCGAGGGAUAGCGAAUGUUUGUCUGUCAAACAACCCGUAAAGAUGUUCAUCCGCAGAGCUGUCUCAUCAAUUAAACGAGGCUGGCCAUUUAUCGAGAGACUAUAAUGACCACUAACUAUACUGUCAGAAACAUGACUCAUUUCAAACUAACUCUGUGAUGUGUACAGAAACAUGACUCAUUUCAAACUUACUCUGUGAUGUAUACAGAAACAUGACUCAUUUCAAACUUACUCUGUGAUGUGUACAGAAACAUGACUCAUUUCAAACUUACUCUGUGAUGUGUACAGUCUGUCAGAAACAUGACUCAUUUCAAACUUACUCUGUGAUGUGUACAGUUUCAAAUAGACUAUUUAUUGGGAUUUAAAAUGUGCAUUAUAUGAAUCGGUGUAUACACAGGUUGAAUAUAUUUUGAUAAUCUAUGUUUUGGUACUCGUAGUUAAUACUUUUAUGUUGUUUUCUGUUGAUUUUAAACAAGUAUAAAAGAAAUGUAUUUCUUUCA